This is a messenger RNA of Mesocestoides corti, 855 nucleotides long. Lineage: Eukaryota; Metazoa; Platyhelminthes; Cestoda; Cyclophyllidea; Mesocestoididae. The record is from the annotation of a GenBank genome assembly.
GAGGUACAACGCAUCUCCAAACUGCUCGACAUCACACAAAGCGUGCUUCAGGAUCUGGUCGAUGCCAUCGACGGCAAGAUCAUCAUGAAUGAGGGCCUGCGCGAAGCGAUGGAUUCGAUAUACUUUGCCAAGGUGCCGCCCAUCUGGCACAGGGCCUCAUGGGAUUCAACGACCCUGGGUUUCUGGUUCAAGGAAUUGACCGACAGGAACCACCAACUCUCGAACUGGCUGUACACAGGCCAACCCAAGUCCUUCUGGUUCCCUGGUUUCUUCAAUCCUCUGGGUCUUCUCACAGCGUUGCGGCAGGAGGCGAGUCGUUCUCACAUCGGUUGGUCUCUGGAGUUCGUCAGUCUGGACGUCACGGUGACCAGGUUCUCCCACGAGGAUGCUCCAGACGUCGCCACCGGCGGCCCCAAAGAGAACAUCUACAUCCACGGACUGUUCAUCCAGGCGGCGUCGUGGGACAAACGCGGUGGUCGCAUUGUCGAGGCCAGGCCCAAGCAACUCUUCGACGUCAUGCCGGUAAUCAGCGUGACCGCAAAGUACGACCUCACGCUGGAGGAACUGAGGCAGCAGCAUCAGCUAACCGCAGAACAGAAUGCCAUUUUGAGCAGUCAGAAGAAUAACUCGGCUUUGAUCAAGUAUGGAUCGAUACGAUCGUCCGGCUUGUCUACUGAUCGAUCGCCAUCGCCGCAGGAAAUGUACGGCCUGGCUGAAGACCGACUGAGCGUUCCCAUCUACAAGAAGGUUCAACGCACGUCGCAUCACUUCAUCACGAAGUUCAAGAUACCGUGUUCGAAAACCGCCGAUCACUGGAAAAUGCGCGGCGUUGCACUCCUCUGCGAUGUUCAUUAA